AUGGUAGACGGCGAUCCAGGUUCACCCACCUGGAAGUUCACACAGUGCUUCGGCGACAAAGGCGAUGUAGAGGACAUAACAGAAGCUGAUAUCAUCUCCACCGUCGAGUUCGACCACACCGGCAACUAUCUCGCUACCGGAGACAAAGGCGGCCGAGUCGUCCUGUUCGAGAGAAACGAGACGAAAAAAACAUGCGAGUACAAGUUCCAUACAGAGUUCCAAUCCCACGAGCCCGAGUUCGACUAUCUCAAAUCCCUAGAGAUCGAGGAAAAGAUCAACAAGAUAAAAUGGUGUAGACGGCAGAAUGCAUCGCAUUAUCUCCUAUCUACAAACGACAAGACGAUAAAACUAUGGAAGGUCUUCGACAAGUCGCUCAAGGUGGUGGCGGAGAACAACCUGUCCCGCGACCUCACCCCGGCCGGCGUCGUCAGCGGCGGUGGCAUCGCUCGCCCUCCCCGCGUCUCUUUUAAGGACUCGUCCGCUCUCAAGCUCCCUCGAAUGACGCACCAUGAGACCGUCGUCGCAGCCGUGCCUAGACGGAUAUAUGCAAACGCCCAUGCGUACCAUAUCAACAGCAUAUCAGUCAACAGCGAUGGAGAGACCUUUAUCAGCAGUGAUGACCUGCGCAUCAACCUGUGGAAUCUCAACAUCCAGGACCAGAGCUUUAAUAUUGUCGACAUCAAGCCUGCCAACAUGGAGGAAUUGACCGAAGUCAUCACCGCUGCGGAGUUCCACCCCACCAGCUGUAACUGGUUCAUGUACGCAAGCUCAAAGGGCACCAUUAAGCUUGCCGACAUGCGACAGCGGGCUCUAUGUGACGAACAUCAAAAACAAUUCGAACAAGAAGAAGACGUCACCUCGCGCUCGUUCUUCUCCGAAAUCAUCUCCUCCAUCUCCGAUGUUCGCUUCUCCCAUGACGGCCGCUACAUUCUCUCCCGUGACUACCUUACCGUCAAAAUCUGGGAUGUCAACAUGGAGCGUCAGCCCGUAAAGACUAUCCCCAUCCACGAACAUCUCCGCCCACGCCUCUGCGACACCUACGAGAACGACAGCAUCUUCGAUAAAUUUGAAGUCGUCUUCUCUGGUGACGCCCAAAACGUCAUGACGGGAAGCUAUAACAAUAACUUUAUGAUCUACCCAACUGACCCCACUAGGGAAACAGAGGUCGUACUGCAGGCGGAUAAGACGGCCUUCAAGGCUAAGAAGGUCGGCGUCCCGACGCCAAUCAACUCUACGGCUUCCACUAACGCUGGAAAGAAGAACGGCUCGAGAUCUGGCAGCCCGUCCGGCGCUGGGGGACGGAUGAGGAAAGAGACGGAUGCUGACCAGAUUGAUUUCAACAAGAAGAUCCUGCACAUGAGCUGGCAUCCGUUUGAAGACAGCAUUGCCAUUGCUGCCACUAAUAAUCUCUUUGUGUUCUCCGCACUAUGA
Molecule: messenger RNA, 1431 nt
Organism: Nannizzia gypsea CBS 118893
Lineage: Eukaryota; Fungi; Ascomycota; Eurotiomycetes; Onygenales; Arthrodermataceae
Product: phosphatase PP2A regulatory subunit B
Exons: 6
Coding region: 1-1431 (476 amino acids)
Biological process (GO): peptidyl-serine dephosphorylation
Cellular component (GO): protein phosphatase type 2A complex; cytosol
Molecular function (GO): protein phosphatase regulator activity; protein binding
Source: RefSeq, a predicted model, not a curated record